This is a messenger RNA of Ictalurus furcatus (blue catfish), 1406 nucleotides long. RefSeq names its product taste receptor type 1 member 1-like. Gene Ontology annotation, cellular component: membrane. Gene Ontology annotation, biological process: G protein-coupled receptor signaling pathway. The coding region runs from base 1 to 981 and encodes 326 amino acids. Gene Ontology annotation, molecular function: G protein-coupled receptor activity. Lineage: Eukaryota; Metazoa; Chordata; Actinopteri; Siluriformes; Ictaluridae. The record is from RefSeq and is a predicted model, not a curated record. The transcript is spliced from 3 exons.
AUGGUAAUGCUGAAGAGGAUCUCAUAUGAAGCUUCAGAUGAACUGCUAAGCAACAAACAGAUGUACCCAUCUUUCUUUCGCACCAUCCCCAGUGAUAAAAACCAGGUGAAAGCCAUGCUCGAGAUUCUUGUGAGAUACAACUGGACCUGGAUAGCCCUUCUCGGCAGUGACAAUUCAUAUGGCUUGCAGGGGAUGUUGAGCCUGUCGCAGCAAGCAUCAGAUUUUAAUAUCUGCAUCGCAUAUCAAGCAGUGAUUCCAAGACUCAAAAAUGACACACAGCAGCAGAUACGAAACAUUGUCAAGAAUAUCAUCAAAACCAAAGUGAAUACCAUAGUAGUGUUUUCCAGCAAGAGAAUUGCCAAAGGGUUUUUCUUAUUUGUGAUAGAGCAGAAUGUGACAGGGAAAGUGUGGAUCGGGUCUGAGGACUGGUCAAUGGCAACCUUAGUGUCUAAUAUCCCUGGAAUCAGUACUAUUGGAACUGUCUUGGGUGUGUCUGUAAAAUAUACACCUUUUAAUGGGUUCGAAGAUUUUGUGAACAAGGCCAUAACUAAGCUUAGAAACAUCAGUGUUGAAAACACUGAAAUGAGCGUCCCAUGCUUACAGAAUACUGACCUGUACAAAAUGGCAUCUGCACAAUAUUCUCUGGCGGAAUAUGAUAUUACCUCUUCGUUUAACGUGUAUCGGGCGGUAUAUGCAGUGGCUUAUGCAUUGCACCAGGCUCUCAGGUGUGAUUCUGAAAAAUGUCAGAACACUGAAAUUCAGCCAUGGCAGCUCUUCCAAUAUUUAAAACAAGUACGGAUUUCCAUCAGAAACACAACAUUAUUUUUUGAUGCGUAUGGAAACCCACCAGCAGGAUAUGACAUUAUCACAUGGAUAUGGCUUAAUAAAACAUGGUCUCUUAGAAUGGUGGGAUCAUUUAUUUCAGAGCCCCCUACUCUUCAAAUGGAUGCUUCACAGAUACAGUGGGUAGGACAUGUUUAAAAUAUAACCUAUAUAUGUGUUAUAGAUCUCCAGGUUUGGUUUUAUACCACCAGUAAAUAAAAAACUGAAAUUACAGUAUGGUUAAAUGUAAUUCAUAAUGUAAUCAUUACAAACAGUUACCAAAACGUACCAAAUGGAUCGUAUGCUAGAUUAACACUGUAUAUUUUUGCCUACCCAGAUGCCUGAGUCACGUUGUUCCCCAGAAUGUUCCUAUGGGUACAGACAACUGCAGCUUGGACAACACAAAUGUUGUUUUGAGUGCAUAGAAUGUCCAGCUUCUACUUUCCUCAACAAAACUGGUGAACACACUAGCCAUGUAUUACACAUAUUAAGGUGUAUGUUAAGCGGACAAGCUGUAGUUCAGUAUAUCACCACCAGAUGGUGGUUAUUGCAUUGCUUCCAGGUGUGAUAUUACCUAUGGUAAU